Molecule: messenger RNA, 1781 nt
Organism: Aphidius gifuensis
Lineage: Eukaryota; Metazoa; Arthropoda; Insecta; Hymenoptera; Braconidae
Product: GDP-Man:Man(3)GlcNAc(2)-PP-Dol alpha-1,2-mannosyltransferase-like
Exons: 2
Coding region: 250-1719 (489 amino acids)
Biological process (GO): protein N-linked glycosylation
Cellular component (GO): endoplasmic reticulum membrane
Molecular function (GO): GDP-Man:Man(3)GlcNAc(2)-PP-Dol alpha-1,2-mannosyltransferase activity
Source: RefSeq, a predicted model, not a curated record
AAUACCCAUCAUUCUCUUUUUACCAUAAUGAUUUGUUGAGAAAAAAAAAAAAAGUUACUUUAUCAUCAGUGCUUGUAUCAGCUGAUAAAAUAAAUACACGUCAGAACGUCACACGUGUCUUCUCGCUGUCAGCACAUUAAAUUGAAACUAAAUUAAUUUCAAUAUCAAACGACAAAUUAAUAAUAAUAUCCAUCUAUUAUUUAUAAAGAAUAAAAUCUCACUCUAAAUGCCAACAAUAAUAUUACAACAAUGGUUCUCAUUUGUUGUCUAAUGCUUGCAAUAGGUACUCUGGUGUCAUCAAUAUGUCUACUAAUAUCAUCAAUAAUACUUUUAUCAUUUUUAUUAUUAAUAUUAUUUCCCAUGUUGAUAAUAUUCUUGCGACAAUUAUUAGCAUAUAAAAAAAAUUUAAACAAACCAAUCAACACAACAACAAUUGGUAUAUUUCAUCCAUAUUGUAAUGCUGGUGGAGGUGGUGAACGUGUACUUUGGAAAUCAAUUGAAUCACUACAAAAAAAAUAUAAAAAUAUAAAAAUUUAUGUUUAUACUGGUGAUGUUGAUGUUAAACCAGAUGAAAUGUUAAAAAAAGUAAAAGACACAUUUGAUAUUAAUCUAGAUAAAAUUGAUUUUAUAUAUUUAACAAGAAGAAAAUGGGUUGAGGCAUAUAUGUAUCCAAGAUUAACAUUACUAGCUCAAAGUAUUGGCUCAAUGUAUCUUGGUUUUGAAGCACUAUAUGCAUUUCAACCUGAUAUUUUCAUUGACACAAUGGGAUAUGCAUUUACCUAUCCAUUAUUUAAAUAUCUUGCUGGAUCAAAAGUUGUAUCAUACACUCAUUAUCCAACAAUAUCAACAGAUAUGUUACAACAAGUACAACAAAGAAUUGUUGCUCAUAAUAAUCAUCAAACAAUUGCUAAUAAUCCAAUUUUAUCACGUGUUAAAAUUAUUUAUUAUCAAUUAUUUUCUGUAUUGUAUGGUUACAUGGGUAGAUGUGCUGAUAUUGUUAUGGUUAAUUCAACUUGGACUGAGGAACAUAUCAACAAUAUUUGGAAGUGUCCAGUUAAAACAUUUAGAGUAUAUCCACCAUGUGAUAUUGAGCAUCUUGUCAAGUUACCACUUGAUGAUGAUGAUGAUAAAACAAAUGAAUCAAUUCGUAUUGUUUCAGUUGCACAAUUUAGACCAGAAAAAAAUCAUAAACUUAUGAUUAAUGUAUUACGUGAAGUUAGAGAUAUUGUUGAUGAUAAUGUUUGGAAAAAAAUACGACUGGUACUUGUUGGUUCUUGUCGUAAUGAUGAUGAUAAAAUGAGAGUUGAUGAAUUAAAAGAAUUAUCAAAAACAUUGGGGAUUGAUGGUAAUGUUGAAUUUAAAUUAAAUGUUACAUAUGACGAGUUGAUUGAUGAAUUUAAAAAAGGAACAAUUGGAUUACAUGCAAUGUGGAAUGAACAUUUUGGUAUUAGUGUUGUUGAAUGUAUGGCUGCUGGAUUAAUAACAAUUGCUAAUAAUUCUGGUGGUCCUAGAGCUGAUAUUGUUAAAACGGAAUUUGAUAAUCGAACUGGAUUUUUAGCUAGUGCUGUUAUUGAGUAUGCUACUAUUAUUGCUGAUGUUAUUCAUAUGAAUUAUGAUGAAAAAAAUAUUAUUAGAAAUUCAGCUAGACUUGAUGUUGACAGAUUUUCAAGUAAAACAUUUGAAAAAGAAUUUAUUCGUGUUAUUGAGCCAUUAUUUUAAUUUAUAAAAAUUAUGUUUGACUUUUUUCUUUUAAUAAUAAAGAAAGAUUUUUUUAAUUUAGA